This is a messenger RNA of Oncorhynchus gorbuscha (pink salmon), 1608 nucleotides long. RefSeq lists its product as uncharacterized. Bases 46 to 1608 code for a protein of 520 amino acids. Gene Ontology annotation, biological process: mitochondrial fusion. The transcript is spliced from 15 exons. The record is from RefSeq and is a predicted model, not a curated record. NCBI's taxonomy places the organism in Eukaryota, Metazoa, Chordata, Actinopteri, Salmoniformes, Salmonidae.
UCAUUUUCGAACGUGUGUUGCCAAGAUACAUCUAACCGACGUUCUAUGGAACGUUUUCUGUGCGAAAACAACAACUUCUGUUUGCUGCUGACAACAAACUGGAUUGAUUUUUCAGACCUGAGAACAAUCGACUGGAAAAUGCCUGGGUGCUUUUCAAGACUGGUGGAGAGAAUGCGUGGACGUCUGCGGCCUACUGCGUCGACAGGUUCUUCAAACUCAUUUGUGGCUUGUUUUUCUUGUCUUUUUCUGUUUUGCAGGGUUCGUGAUCGUCGACAGAUGGACAGUGACAGCGACUUCGAAGAGGAAACAACUGUCCUGGAUGAGGUCCAGUUGGAUGUGUCAUUGGAUGUUCCACAGCUGCCAGUCCUUGAUGUCCAGAAUGCUGCUAUCAUCCUUGAGGAUGUGCCAGAUGUGCAGACCAUCUUUGAGGAGGCCACUGGCAAUUGGCAGUUGAUUCUGAUUAGGUUCAGCCCCCUGUACUGUGGGCCUGUUGUGAUCAAGAACAAUGCCGGUCCGGUGGUUAUAGCUUGGAGAACUUUCCGGUUCAUCAGCCCCAUCAUCACCUACAUGCGUGGGGGAUCCCAGCAGGUGGUGGUGAGGAUGCACCACGUGAGUAGGGUGAGAGGCCUGGAGACUCAACUGGUGUGGGCCAUCUCCAAGGAGACAGCCAGGCUUAGUCCAGAGGGCAUCCCCUACUGUGCCACCAAAGUGCAGUCCAUCACUUGGAUCCAGCGUGUGGCUGGCAGGGUGACCCACUAUGCGUCUCACCUCCGCCACGAGACGUCUGUGGACGUGACGCUUGGCUGCUACCAGCAGACUGAUGUCUCAGUGGUGUACACCACUCUCCACAUGGGGCUGGACGGGCUUCUCUCCUCUUCAGCGUGGUCGGAGGCUGCCUCCUUCUCUACGCCCACCACUCAGCACUUCACUGACCCAGAGCCUGAGGGCCACAACUGCUAUGAGGGCUGGGAGGAGGACCUGCUGCCUGAGGAGAGGGAGGUUCCUCUGCUAAACCUCUACCUUACCACCAAGAGAGUGGAGGACAUCGCCCUGAGGCUCGUCUCCCUGCGCCAGGCCUUCACUACCCUGCUUGGUUCCACCCUGAGCAGGAACCAUCUGUUUGUGGCGGGAAAGGUCCUCCUGGGCGCACUGGUUCAGGCCAACCACAUGGACGAGGCCAAGUUCAUAAGUACCUACAACGACUUUGUGGACUACCUGAGUGACCCCUCCAAGUGGAAUGACAUUGAGAGGGAGCUGGCUGAGGCAAAGAUCCAUCAUGUGAACAUGAUAGAUGUCCUCUUUGAGCUGGUGCUGUUUGGGAUGAUGACAGCUCAGAAGUCCCUGAUGGUGCAUCCUGGUGGGUUCGUGGAGCGUCUGUACGCUCUCCUGUACUCCUUCCUGCCCACUGCUGCCAACAUGGAGCCAGAGGCUGACAGAUACCUGCUGCAGCUCAGUGAUUUUUGUGACACUUUGCCACCCAACAGGGAUCUAGACACCAAUGCACUACAUUACUUUGCACUGAUUUUUACAUUUUUAAAUAAAAUAAGUUGUAGUUCAAAAACAUUUUGCCUCAAUUCGUCGGGGCAUGGACUCUACAAGCUGCCCUAA